AUGUGGUGUAUGGAAUGGAUGCGGACUCGACUGAAUCGGAAGAUUCCAGUUGGAGUGCAGAAGCGGAUGCGGCGGGUGAAGUAUUGGUUGCUGGGAUACAGCAAGGAAGAAGUUAUGGCUAGAGAAACACUAUCUAACUACAAGAGCGGGUCGAUAAAAGAACUGGGCAUGCUUAUUGCAGGUGCCUUUAUGAGCCGGGUUUGUAUGGAUGCUUCAUUAAGGGUGGCAUUCGAGCGAUUGCGGGCUAAGGAGAGGGCGGGUAUUUCUAAGGCAGAGCAGUACAGUAAGUCACUUAUCUUUCUUCAGAAGGUUGGAAUGCAAAGUGAUAUCGCCAAGGAGGAAAUAAAGAGGAACUACCUGACUAUCCUGCCCUUUGUCUUCUACAACAACAAGGGAAGUAUAGCUGUAGACAUUAGAGUGGUUAGCAUUGCAGUACUUAAGCUGGCUAGCCAAGACCGGUCUUAUUACGUCCGCAGUGCAACCACGUACAUAACAUGCUUAUCCGAUCCUAAGGAAAAGGUCAAACUCAAAACCAAUAGUGAUCUUAGUUCGGGAUAG
Nematocida homosporus is the source of this 558-nucleotide messenger RNA. RefSeq lists its product as uncharacterized. The record is from RefSeq and is a predicted model, not a curated record. Bases 1 to 558 code for a protein of 185 amino acids. Lineage: Eukaryota; Fungi; Microsporidia. The transcript has a single exon.